Messenger RNA from Microthlaspi erraticum, 771 nucleotides. NCBI's taxonomy places the organism in Eukaryota, Viridiplantae, Streptophyta, Magnoliopsida, Brassicales, Brassicaceae. The record is from the annotation of a GenBank genome assembly.
AUGAUGAUACGUUACUACCUUGGGAAUCCUGUGCUACCACAAUGGAUCCAACUUCCUCUUCCUCCUUCUCCUCCCAGAGAGGAACAUUCGCCAUUCCGUGAUGGUUUCUGUGACUCGGGACUUGUGACACGAAUGCACAGUAGAUGGAGUGUUACGCACGUCUCUUGUCCUGGUCUUGGUGUUUCUUUGCCCAGCACAUCCAUCCCCAUUUCUUUGAAUGGGAAACUCCACUGGCUUGGUUACCACGGCCGUAUCAUUGUCCAUGAUUUCUUCUCUCACAAGGCUCAAGUUCUAGCCAUAAGCCUACCCGCCAACUUGCACCGGGCUCGAGGCUUUUGCAAAUCUAAGAUGAUCAGCACCACCUCGCAAGGUUACUAUGUGAUCAUUGAUGCAGAACUGAUCAACAGAUAUAACGUUAGGGUUUGGAGGCUAAAGAGAGAUUCUCGGAGCUGGGAAAAAGCGUGGGAAGUCAACUUGGCUCGUGUAGGGCUUGGCUGUAGCUGUGUUCCAAUGGCAAUCAACUUUUUUGAUAUCCACGACAUCUACUUAUGGGACUUGGAACACAAACGUUUCGUCGCUUGUAAUCUCCGGACACUUGCAAAAUCUUAUGGAGCUCGUAAAGUUGGUACACAAAUCGACUCUAGUUUUGAAAACGCUUUUGAAACCGUUUACAAGGAAGAUACUUUCUGCUUGGAGUCACGUUCGUUGCUUUUGCAAUUUGUUCCGUCCUUGCAAGUCCUACCUACAAUUUUGGUGGGACACAGACCGUGA